GUCUCCAGGCUCCCUCGGAGAAAAGAAAGCAGAGAGCAACCCCCCCAAUCAACCGGCCGAUCUGAUCUUUCCCUCCGAAGCAAGAAGAAGACGGACAGCGCAGAGAUGCGUCCACGAUUCGCUCUCGCUUUCCCACUGGCUCAUUAAAUCAAAUUAUCAGAGCUUUUGCUUCGCUUCGUCCUCAUUGACCCGAACCCAACAUAGGUCUUCUCCUUCUUUCGGGACUUCCAACACGAGCUCUCUGUCCCGUUUAAUACGGCUCUCUACCCAACGGUCCCCUGAGUCCUCGAGCUUUCCCGGUUUCUCCCCACUGCUAGGGCUUCCUCCUCCUCCUCCUUCUCCUCCUUCUGCCCAUGGCAUUUUGGUGAAGCGCGGGCAAUGGCGGCGAGUUCCAGGGGAUUUGCGACUCAGCUCGACUUCAGGCUCGAGUUUCCGCUCGCCCGGAGCGGCAAGCUGGAGCUGGGGAAGCGGGCGCGGAGGAGAGCUGUUCGCGUGGAGGGACUGGGGGAUCCGGUCGGAGCGAGUCGGAUCGGGUGCUGCUGCUCCGACUCGGUGGUUCCGGCUCGGAGGACGGCCGGGAAGGGCGCGGAGAAGAGCGACGAUUGGCGGUUCGAGUCGAAGAAGAUCGCCCCCACGCCCGCAAUGCCCUUCGCUUCUCCGCAGUCUCAUUUUGUUUCUAAGCAAGAAAAGUUUUAUCCACGAUGUACCCCCAGAAACUCUGGUCCACAGUCCCAUGAUACACCGCCGAAAAGAGACACCGGUAUUGCAAAUGAGAAGGACUGGGGCAUCAACUUGUUAAAUGAAAACGUUAAUGAGACUGGCACUAAUGAAGACGGCAGUACUUGGUACAGAGAGAGCGGGGAAGACUUGGGCGAUAAUGGAUACAGAUGUAGAUGGACAAGGAUGGGUGGUCGAUCUCAUGAUGGUUCUUCAGAAUGGAAAGAAAUGUGGUGGGAGAAAAGUGACUGGAGUGGUUACAAAGAACUAGGAGUAGAGAAAUCUGGAAAAAAUGCAGAAGGGGAUUCAUGGUGGGAAACAUGGAAUGAAGUUUUGCAUCAAGAUGAAUGGAGCAACCUAGCGAGGAUAGAGAGGAGUGCACAGAAACAAGCAAAAUCAGGCACUGAGAAUGCUGGUUGGUAUGAGAAAUGGUGGGAGAAGUAUGAUGCCAAAGGGUGGACUGAGAAAGGGGCACAUAAGUAUGGUAGACUCAAUGAACAGUCGUGGUGGGAAAAGUGGGGAGAGCAUUAUGACGGACGAGGAUCUGUCCUAAAAUGGACAGAUAAAUGGGCGGAGACAGAGCUUGGGACCAAAUGGGGAGACAAGUGGGAAGAGAAGUUCUUUGCUGGCAUAGGUUCACGUCAAGGGGAGACAUGGCAUGUAUCUCCAACCGGCGAACGAUGGUCGAGGACAUGGGGGGAGGAACACUUUGGAAAUGGCAAGGUGCACAAGUAUGGGAAGAGCACGACCGGUGAAAGCUGGGAUAUUGUUGUCGACGAGGAAACUUACUAUGAGGCUGAACCUCACUACGGGUGGGCAGAUGUAGUUGGCGAUUCAACCCAGUUGCUCUCAAUCAAUCCCCGUGACAGACCGCCUGGUGUUUACCCGAAUUUCGACUUUGGCUCAGCUGCUUCACCCCCUCCUGACGAUUCUCAGGAUCCACCAGCAGCCCCUUUGUGAUAAUGGAGGAGGAUCUAAGUCAUCAGCAUUGUUCUUUUCUAUUGUUCGAGUCCAAUUGUAUUCGUCCGAACUCCUCAUGUAGCAUUAGUUAUGUGAAUAUUGUUUGAUUAAUUCAUUCUUUCCAUAGUUGAUUCCUCUUAAACCUCCAACUUAGAUCAGCUCCUUUGUGAUUGUUUUUAACAUCUCUUUCCCCAGACCUCAGCUCACCCAUGUAAACUAGCCAUCUGCAUCCUAUCCGACAGCUUUUGGCUUUCCGAUACAAAUUGAAUUUUUCGUGUU
Messenger RNA from Rhodamnia argentea, 1956 nucleotides. RefSeq lists its product as uncharacterized. Lineage: Eukaryota; Viridiplantae; Streptophyta; Magnoliopsida; Myrtales; Myrtaceae. Gene Ontology annotation, cellular component: chloroplast stroma; starch grain. The coding region runs from base 379 to 1677 and encodes 432 amino acids. The record is from RefSeq and is a predicted model, not a curated record. The transcript has 11 exons. Gene Ontology annotation, molecular function: starch binding. Gene Ontology annotation, biological process: starch metabolic process; regulation of starch metabolic process.